Messenger RNA from Pleurotus ostreatus (oyster mushroom), 477 nucleotides. RefSeq lists its product as uncharacterized. NCBI's taxonomy places the organism in Eukaryota, Fungi, Basidiomycota, Agaricomycetes, Agaricales, Pleurotaceae. The transcript is spliced from 4 exons. The coding region runs from base 1 to 477 and encodes 158 amino acids. The record is from RefSeq and is a predicted model, not a curated record.
AUGAUCGGCUUCUCCUCCGUUGUCACUGCAUCUCUCGCAGUUCUGUUGACUUCGCGUCAAGUUUUUGCCACCCCAUCUCCCCUCGAGCCGUCAUCUCUGCACGGUCUGCUCGCUCGCCAGUUCGAUGGUGAACUCGAUAGCAGCGAGAUCCCUGAGCAAUGCAAACCCGCGUGCUCAUCAAUUUACGACGCGAUAGCCAAAUGUACCAGCGUCGAUUGUAUCUGCACCGACAAGAACGCUGGACAGAUCACCUCUUGUCUGGCUUGCGCCGUUGGACUCGAAGGCUCCGAAGUAACAGUCGCCCAGGCCCAAACUGGGGUCGAUCAGUUCAUCGCGAGCUGCAAAGCCGGGGGCGCAGACCUCAAGUCACAAUCUGUCGCCGAUGCGCAGAAGAGCAAUAGCAACGGCGCGUCGCACACCAAACCCGCCUUCAUCGGGGCUGCCCUCGCGAUGUCUGCUCUCUACCUCUUCAACUAA